Messenger RNA from Platichthys flesus (European flounder), 887 nucleotides. It is a transcript of the gene rbp7a, whose product is annotated as retinol binding protein 7a, cellular. Gene Ontology annotation, biological process: fatty acid transport. The coding region runs from base 92 to 505 and encodes 137 amino acids. The transcript is spliced from 4 exons. The record is from RefSeq and is a predicted model, not a curated record. Gene Ontology annotation, molecular function: fatty acid binding. NCBI's taxonomy places the organism in Eukaryota, Metazoa, Chordata, Actinopteri, Pleuronectiformes, Pleuronectidae. Gene Ontology annotation, cellular component: cytosol; nucleus.
UUUCAGUAGAAUGUGAAAACAUUGAAAAGGGAGUUGAUGAUCACACUUUAUUCACACGUACGUCUCAGGAGGAAUUAAAGAGAUCAACAAAAUGCCUCCCAGCCUCUGUGGCUCAUGGGACACCUUCAGCAAUGUCAACUUUGAGGGCUACAUGAUUGCACUGGGCAUCAGCCCUUGCUUAAGGAAGAUUGCUAUGAAGCAGAAGCUGAGGAAGGUGAUUGAGCAGCAGGGAGACCAGUUCAUCAUCAAAACGCUCAGCCCCCUCCGAAACUACACCGUCUCCUUCCGAGUGGGCCAGGAGCUGGAGGAGUUCACCAAGGGGCUGGACAACAGACACAUCAAGUCACUGGUGACAUGGGAGGGCAAUAAACUGGUGUGUGAACAGAUCGGAGAGAAGAAGAACCGCGGCUGGACUCACUGGAUUGAAGACAACAAGCUACAUCUGGAGUUGUACUGUGAAGGAGAGGUUUGCAAGCAGGUUUUUAAGAAGAAUGCGUCGGAGUGAGGAAGACAGAGAGUUGUAUAAGGAGAUGAAUGAUAUUUAGUGUCAGAUCCACUGACCUACAACAAAAGAAAUGCUUUAAAAGUUCAGGUUGUGGUUUUUUCUCUGUAAUGAGUCAUCAUUGCUUAGUUCAGGCAGAAUAUAACCUCUCGGGUGUGGAUGUACACCAGUAGAUGGCAUCAAUGCAUUACUUUAGUCAGACUACAUAGGUCUGCAGCUUGCUGGUGCUGGCCUCAAGUAAUACAUAUAAAGAAUGAAGAGUAUCAAGCAUGUCUAUUGUGCCUUUCAGCUGGCUGAAAAAUAAGCCUUUAUAACUAGCCUCUGAAACUUAUUGUAUAUCAGAAAUCUCGUUUGUACAAAUUAUAAUAAAUAAAUUUUCUUUGCA